Messenger RNA from Penicillium vulpinum, 789 nucleotides. Its product is annotated as Trans-aconitate 2-methyltransferase C-terminal. Gene Ontology annotation, molecular function: trans-aconitate 2-methyltransferase activity. The transcript has a single exon. NCBI's taxonomy places the organism in Eukaryota, Fungi, Ascomycota, Eurotiomycetes, Eurotiales, Aspergillaceae. The record is from RefSeq and is a predicted model, not a curated record. Bases 1 to 789 code for a protein of 262 amino acids.
AUGCUCAAGCAAAAAAAAGACUGGAGCGCAAGCCAAUACCUCAAAUUCGAGAACGAACGCACCCAACCCGCCCGUGAUCUCCUCUCGCAUGUGCCUCUAGCAGCCCCAAAGAGAAUAAUCGACCUAGGCUGUGGCCCAGCCAACUCAACAACAGUCUUGGCAACACGAUACCCAUCAGCAAUCAUAACAGGCCUAGAUUCUUCACCCGACAUGAUCGAGCGCGCAAAGAAAGUCCUCCCAGACAGGGAAUUCCACGUCACAGACCUCAACAGCUACACACCAGACCCAGCUAAGCCAGUCGACCUCUUCUUCUCAAAUGCGGUGUUCCAGUGGCUGAAAGCCGACGACCGAAUUACGGUCAUUAAACGACUAAUGCAACCACAGCAAAAGGACGCUGUUUUUGCUCUUCAGGUCCCGCAUAAUCUGAAUGAGCCUUCGCAUAUUCUUAUGACGGAGACUGCUGCUGACGGCCCGUGGGCGGCCAAACUCACCGGUGUGCAGAGAGAUGGGUUCCAAACGCCGCAGGAGCUUUAUGAUCUGGUUAAGCCGUUUUGUAGUCAGGUUUCGGUUUUUGAGACAAGUUAUUAUCAUUCGCUUGAGAGUCACGAGGCUGUUAUUGAGUGGGUGAAGGGGACGGGAUUGAGACCGUUUUUGGAUCCGUUGGAGGACGGAGAGAAGGAGGUUUUCUUGAAGGAUUAUUUGAGGCGCCUGCAGAAUGCGUAUCCUGUUUCUGUUGAUGGGAGGGUGUUGUUGAAGUAUCCGCGGUUGUUUAUGGUUGCUGUAAAAUGA